UGGCAGAUUAAUUCGAGAUGAAGUUGUAUUUAAAGUACCAUGAUGUGGGUGAAUUACUCCAUCAUUUAUGUUUAUAUGAAUUUAGCUAAAAACAAUGAUGAAGAAUAAUAUUUUGAAUUAGGAGGAAACAAAAACUUCUUUAAUGCAAUUGAUUAAUCAUAAUAGAUAUAUGUGGAAUUCUCAGCUUCAAAAGGGAUAUUGAAUUUAAUGCCAUAUGAACUAAUUUUUCCUCCAUAUGUUGAUGCUGAUCAUAAAAUCGCAAAACCAAUAACUCUAGAAAAUAUAAUUAAAAGAGGUAUAUUGACAGAAGAGCCAUUCACUUUAAUUUUAGAGUAAAAUUGAAGUUGAAAAGGGA
Molecule: messenger RNA, 355 nt
Organism: Paramecium sonneborni
Lineage: Eukaryota; Ciliophora; Oligohymenophorea; Peniculida; Parameciidae
Source: the annotation of a GenBank genome assembly